AUGUUUGCUCUAGCUGUAGAUCAUCAAGUUCUCUGGAAGUCAUUUGUGUCCAAAGAAUAUACAGGAUCCGCAAGUAUUCAUGCUGAUAGCGCUAAUUCAUCUCUGACGAACUACACGAGAACUAAGUACUGCAGACUGCAGCCAAGUUUCAGUACAACAGAUGAUAUCAUAGUCAGACAUAGCGACAUUUACAAAGAAUUCUUUACACUUAGAGUUCAUACCGCGUACGUUCUGAAGACAAUUCGAUGUCUGCCGAAAAUUCAAUUUAGUGGACUGCAGUCUGGUGGCGAAACGGGAGAGAUUAACAAAACAUAUCGUAUGUCGCUGUGGAAUACGAAACCGACCAUAUGCGAGACUGGUUUUUUUCAAGGAUGUGCGAAGUUCCACAGGAAACUGUUGACCACCGAUGGGAAGAAGUGA
Messenger RNA from Acanthoscelides obtectus, 420 nucleotides. The record is from the annotation of a GenBank genome assembly. Lineage: Eukaryota; Metazoa; Arthropoda; Insecta; Coleoptera; Chrysomelidae.